CUCACCGCUUCAAAAUUGAACUACUAUCCAGAGAAGAAAGUUAAGUUUUAUAUUCAAGUGACAAAGUGACAGAAAACUAAGUGUAUUCAAUAGUUGUUUUAAAUAAGUGUGUUAAUAAGUGUCCAAAAUCAAAAUGCCUGCCAUCACGAACCAGAUGACUCCAAUUCGUCACGUUCUGGAUUUGUCCAAGGAGGAGAAACGACAGUUUUUAGAUUCGUUCGACACCAUCAUGUCGGACUGUGAUGGUGUUGUGUGGGACUUUAUCGGCCCCAUUCCCGGCGUUGACAAAGCCCUACCGCUGCUUAAGAAGAAGGGCAAGAAGCUCGCCUUCAUCUCCAACAAUGGAAUGCGCACCAUGGAGGAGUACAAGCAGAAAUUCCUCAAGUUGGGGAUUCCAUCACAUGAGCUGGACAUUGUCCAUCCGGCUCUGACCACAGUACGUUAUCUGAAAGCGAUCAACAUGACGGAUGCGGUCUAUUGCGUUGCUACCGAGGUGUUCAAAGACUAUCUCCGAAACGAGCAGUACACGGUCCUAGAUGGGCCUGACGAUCGUUUCGCUGACGAAAGAGCGGCCGAUUCGGUUCGCGUGUUCACGGAUUUCUUCACGGAAUCGGACAGCCCCCGGGUUGGUGCGGUCGUUUUGGAUAUUGACGUGAACAUCUCGCUGGCGCAUUUGAUGAAAGUCAAGUGCUAUCUGGAACGGAAUCCGGACUGCAUCCUGAUUGCGGGUGCCACCGACUAUAUCGUUCCCCUGGGCGAUCGAAUGGACGUGAUCGGACCGGGCUACUUCAUCGACAUCCUGGAACGGGCCACUGGCCGUGAAGCGUUGAUUCUCGGCAAACCGGGUCAAGCUUUGGCCGACUUUGUUCUGGAACAGUUCAACGUAAAGCGACCCAAGCGAGUGCUGUUCAUCGGUGACAUGCUGCCGCAGGACAUGGGCUUCGCAUCGUUAUGCGGGUUCCAGAAGCUCCUGAUGCUCAGCGGAGGCACCACCCUGGACAUGGUCCGGGCGCAAAAGGUGCCUGCACAGCUGCCCGACUUUUACAUGAACAGCUUCGCCGAUUUUAUCCAGCUGUACAAGGAUGUACAAUAAUGGUUAAACGAUUUCUAUUAGUUUUGAAUGAAUCUAUUCCACGUUGCAGCUGGAUUGCAACUUCACUUCUUCGGGAGUGUUAGUGCGCACCGCCUAGUAAGUGUUACUGUGUAACCACUGGCCUAUGACUUUGCAUAUUUUGUAAGGGUGUACACAUCGAUGUGAUAUUUUUACAAUAAAAUGUGAUAUGAUUGUAAGUGUAA
Messenger RNA from Aedes aegypti (yellow fever mosquito), 1296 nucleotides. Its product is annotated as phosphoglycolate phosphatase 1B, chloroplastic. Gene Ontology annotation, molecular function: phosphatase activity. Bases 134 to 1093 code for a protein of 319 amino acids. Gene Ontology annotation, cellular component: cytoplasm. NCBI's taxonomy places the organism in Eukaryota, Metazoa, Arthropoda, Insecta, Diptera, Culicidae. The transcript is spliced from 2 exons. The record is from RefSeq and is a predicted model, not a curated record.